AUGGCGGAUGCAUCGAUGUAUGACCCAAGCAAACUAUCUGAAUAUCCUGUCCCUGUUCCGCAUGCCAACUAUUCUGCUCCCGGAGUUGUGGUUUCCCUACCUCAUGGCGUUGCCAUCUCUGUUGUCAUCGUUGGCCAAAAGCGUACACGCGAGGAGUCGGACUCGAAUGAAGUGGCAGAGCCUGAUUCGAAGCGCCCUGCGAUUUCCAUGGGAUUGGGUGACGCGAACUCCCAAGACAUUGACAUGAGUGCGAUUAAUGUCUGCCUUUCUCCGCCCGGAAAUUUCUGCUCAACUUCUCCAGGCAAAUUCCACGUGGUUGACCCCCCUGAGCCGGGUGGAUGGGGUCCAGAUGAUGACCACAUUUGGAGCUUUCUGGAGUGUGCGACUGUAGUAGAACAUAUCAAGGAUUCCCUCUGCAAAGAAACAGGAGGAUCCUAUUGGUAUCGAAUGUCAUCACCUAACCAACAGGGACCUAAUGAGAAGCUCAUCCAAGAUAUGAGACUUGUUCCUGGCAAGACAUUUUUUGACAUUGGCGACAUGAUAAAUGCGAAGAAUAGGAAUUUUUAUGGUUCGGAGUUAGUUGAGCUGUUUGCAAGAGUCGUUCACACUGGCUGUGGCGGUUUCGGUUUCAAGAGUUUCCAAUGUUUCAGGCUGGAAGAUUUAUUUGGUGGGAAACCCUACAUCAGCGGCAUUAUGAUGUUCAAGGACACCGAAAGUCCCAUCUACUGCGAAUAUAGCCCGUUCCUUGCGGCGACAAAGACUGAAGACAAAUGCUACUGCCUAUGCGAAAUUGUAGAGGACGAUAAAACGGCGCUUCGCUGGUCUCUCCACAUUUACGAUAUUCAACCCGUCUCAUGGGAGGCCAUUCGGAGCGUCCACGCCAACUUGGGCAAACAGGGUUUAGAAUGA
Messenger RNA from Trichoderma breve, 909 nucleotides. RefSeq lists its product as uncharacterized. The transcript is spliced from 3 exons. The record is from RefSeq and is a predicted model, not a curated record. Lineage: Eukaryota; Fungi; Ascomycota; Sordariomycetes; Hypocreales; Hypocreaceae. The coding region runs from base 1 to 909 and encodes 302 amino acids.